Cynoglossus semilaevis (tongue sole) is the source of this 2183-nucleotide messenger RNA. RefSeq names its product cytochrome P450 2K1-like. Lineage: Eukaryota; Metazoa; Chordata; Actinopteri; Pleuronectiformes; Cynoglossidae. The record is from RefSeq and is a predicted model, not a curated record. Gene Ontology annotation, cellular component: intracellular membrane-bounded organelle; cytoplasm. The transcript has 9 exons. Gene Ontology annotation, molecular function: oxidoreductase activity, acting on paired donors, with incorporation or reduction of molecular oxygen, reduced flavin or flavoprotein as one donor, and incorporation of one atom of oxygen; iron ion binding; heme binding. Gene Ontology annotation, biological process: xenobiotic metabolic process. Bases 163 to 1671 code for a protein of 502 amino acids.
CCACAUAUUAAACAUUCACCACAACCAUAAAGAGCAGCAGAGUUUUCAGCCUGACUUUCACGUCAGAUCGAUGCUUUGGUUUCAGUCUGGACCACAGCACCAAAGGAGUCGGUCCUUUGACCACAUCGCUCGGCGGCCCAGGAACAGACCAGCACACAGACGAUGGCUGUAUUUGAUGUUUUACUCUCGUCCUCGUCCGGAUCACUGUUAGCAGCUCUGCUAAUCCUGCUGCUCCUCUACUUCAUUUCAAGCUGGAACUUCAGCUCUCAGGAAAAAGGCAACGAACCUCCAGGACCUAAACCGCUCCCACUGAUCGGUAACCUCCUGCAGGUCGACCUGGACAGACCCUACAAAAGCCUCCUGGAGCUUUCCAAGAAAUAUGGAACAGUCUUCACCGUCUACUUCGGAUCCCAGAAGGUGGUGGUCCUGGCAGGGUACCAGGCGGUGAAGGAGGCGCUGGUCAACAACGCCGAGGCGUUCGGAGAGCGAGAACCUCCGCUGGUGUUCAAACAGACUUCAGAAGAGCACGGUAUUUUAUGGUCCAACGGAGAGUCCUGGAAAGAAAUGAGACGCUUCGCUCUGACCAACCUCAGAGACUUUGGCAUGGGCAAGAGGGCAGUGGAGGACAAGAUCAUGGAGGAGUGCCACUACCUGAUGGACGUUUUCAGGAACUUUAAAGGAGAAGCCUUCGAUACGACAGCUCCGGUCAACCAAGCCGUCUCUAACAUCAUCUGCUCCCUGGUCUAUGGGAACAGGUUUGACUACAGCGACCCAGAGUUCAUGUCUGUGGUCGACCGGACGAACAGGGCCGUUCAGAUCGCCGGCUCGGCAGUGAUGCGCCUCUACAACAACUUCCCAUGGCUCAGUAAACUCUUCAGCAACAAGGAGUUCUUCAGAAACAUAGAAGAGAACAAGGAGCAGAACAGAAAACUCAUCCAUAACCUGAAGGAGACCCUGAACCCACAGAUGUGUCGAGGGUUUGUGGACGCCUUUCUGGUCCAACAGCAAAACCAGAAGGAGUCUGGAGUCACCGACAGUCACUUCCACACCAAGAACCUCAUGGUCACGGUUAUGAAUCUCUUUGUUGCCGGCACUGACACCACAGCUACCACCCUGAGGUGGGGUCUCCUGCUGAUGGCCAAGUACCCCAAGAUUCAAGACCAGGUCCAGGAGGAGCUGAGGAGGGUCAUCGGGACGGGUCAGGUCCAGGUUGAAGACAGGAAGAACCUGCCCUUCGUCAACGCCGUCAUCCACGAGACUCAGAGACUGGCCAACAUUGUCCCCAUGUCUCUGCCUCACAGAACCAGUCAGGACGUCACAUUCCAGGGCUACUUCAUCAAGAAGGGAACCACGGUGUUUCCACUCCUGACCUCUGUCCUUUACGAUGAGACGGAGUGGGAGAACCCUCACUCCUUCCAUCCUGCUCACUUCCUGGACACAGAGGGGAGGUUCGUGAAGAGGGACGCCUUCAUGCCCUUCUCUGCAGGUCGGAGGAUCUGUUUGGGGGAGAGUCUGGCCAGGAUGGAGCUCUUUGUCUUCUUCUGCACCCUCCUGAAGAGCUUCCGUUUCUCGUCUCCACCUGGAGUGUCAGAGGAUGACCUGGAUCUGACCCCACGUGUGGGCUUGACCCUCAACCCCUCACCCCACAAACUGUGUGCUCUCCCUCUCUGAAGCCCGACUUCUGGAGACUUCAGUUUGACCACAUUAGCCGACAGAUGAUAGUUGACUGUGGGUUAGUGUGAAUUCUGCAAAAAAAUAAAAAAAACAAAUGUUGUGAGAAAAGUUUUGUUUUUACCCUUGAGUCGCUUCCUGUCUGCUGGCUCUCCGUUGUUGUGACCCAGUUUUGUUCUGUUGUUGGACAGAAACACAAGCGUCGGGGACCACUGCAUCAUCUUCUUCUUCUUUUUUAGUUUGAGUUUUUCCUGCUACAUUUCAUUAGAAUGUAGGUCUGUUUGUGUCAACAUUCAACCCACAUCGUCGUGCUCCUUCCCUGGCCUGUAGGUGGUGCUAAGUUCUUAUAUAGCUAUGAGCGGAUCUGAAUAAUAAUAAAGAAAGUCUAAAUCUUGUGAAUGCCUUUGCUGCCACCUACUGGGUUUAUUUUUGCACUGGUCAAUGUUUCCUGUAGUCCGUUUGUACCAGGAUCUGAACGUCUAUAGACUGGGAUUAAACACAAAUGAAAACUC